Messenger RNA from Sodiomyces alkalinus F11, 2390 nucleotides. RefSeq lists its product as hypothetical. Gene Ontology annotation, cellular component: membrane. Bases 440 to 1984 code for a protein of 514 amino acids. The transcript has 3 exons. Lineage: Eukaryota; Fungi; Ascomycota; Sordariomycetes; Glomerellales; Plectosphaerellaceae. Gene Ontology annotation, biological process: zinc ion transmembrane transport. The record is from RefSeq and is a predicted model, not a curated record. Gene Ontology annotation, molecular function: zinc ion transmembrane transporter activity.
ACCUAUUCACCUACACCUACACCUACACCCACAACAUAACCUACGGACCUCCAGAUCUACCAACCUCAAGCGACCUCCAUACCGCUUAGAAACAAACCUUUCUUGCAUUCCUACAUUGCAACACAUCGUUAAAGGAUCUCGCCUACCCCCUCCUUUGUCUUUGUCUCCUCUUGAGUGCAGUAUCCACAUCUGAUAUCGACCUUCUUCCUCCACGCUCUGCGGUAUAUCUUACGUCCUUGUCUACAAUCAUCCUUCACUCAACUCGGUGGCCAUUGCAUCCUUAUUGAGAAAGCCGCCGGCUGUCAGGUUGCUGAACUGCACUUGGAUCGCUUGUCCAGAAUCGAAGUCUGCACGCCCAUUUCCCGCCACCACUCCUGGGCCUCUCAUGCAGUCGAGAUAGUAUUCCCGCAGGAACCUACACUCGGAGGGGCUCACCGCCAUGGAGCGACAUGGACUAGAUAAUGACACGAAGGGAUGGAUUAUGUGCAUUGUGAGCGGAAUAGCUUGUACCGCCGGCGCCUCCAUCAUUUACGUCGAUCUUCUCAUAUCCCGCAUAGUUCCUGGGAAAGCGAAUUUCCGCAUUCAAGAUAGCAAUGCAUUUCUCGCUUGCGCUCUGAGCUUGAGCUUCGGAGUGAUGACAUUUUCCGCCCUCUACAGCAUGCUCCCCGAGUCCAAGUCAUACCUCCUUAGCGCUGGCUACUCAGAUCAGACAGCAGGUGCCAUUAUGAUGGGAUGCUUCGUUGGCGGCUUCGUCGGGAUCCAGUUCGUUUCUCGAGUUCUGCAUCGGUACAUGCCCUCCCACGUCGUCGACUGCGAUCACACACACGAUGGACCGAAACACCACGCCAGAAGUCUUAGCCGACAACACUUCUCACUACACCACGCUGAUCGUCAUAAUUCCUCUCGGACCACCAUCCCUGACGGGCCGCCGCAUCACCACCACCACCACCACCACGAUCUUGCUAACGGCCACCCAGUCGAGACCACGCCGCUCCUCAACGCCCACACUGAAGAACGCAGCGGCGGCCGACUGGCCGCUGGCCUACAUCUUGACACGACACAAAAUACAUUGUCCAAGCCAGCCAUCAAGACCCGACCGGCCUCUGUCAACCAUCGCCCGUCCAUCACUCAAGUGCAGAAGCGCGUCAUCUCCUUUGUCAAGGACACCAAGUGCAACUGCGAUCAAGGAGGCGCCUGCUAUGGCUAUUCAGAUCCAUGUGGCCAGGAGUGUUUCAAACACGUCAGCAACCGAUCUUUGAACUCAUCCCGACCAACGUCGCUUCUGCGUACCUCCACCGGGACACCCGAUGCCCAUCGCGAUGCGCAUCCUGCUGCAGCGACCAUCGACAUGCCCAUCAGCCCCGGCAAUCGCAGCCACAGCGCGGCAUCGCGCGAUCCACCUGACACGGCCGCAGCGGGAGGAGACGAGAUGGAGACCCCAAGCAGCAGCGACUACUCUCCAGGCGACGGUGACGUCGAGGCACAACACCAUCACCACGUCCCCGCCAACGCCUUCCUCUCCCUCGGCCUCCAGACGUCCAUCGCCAUCGCCCUGCACAAAUUCCCCGAAGGCUUCAUCACCUACGCCACCAACCACGCCAGCCCUACGCUGGGCUUCAGCGUCUUCAUGGCCCUCUUCGUCCAUAACAUCACCGAGGGCUUCGCCAUGGCCCUCCCCCUAUACAUGGCUCUGGGCUCGCGCCUCCGCGCCCUCGUCUGGUCUUCCCUGCUGGGCGGCCUCUCCCAGCCCCUGGGCGCCGCUAUCGCCGUCCUCUGGUUCCGCGUUGCUCACCGCACCCACCUCUCGCCCGACGCCGUCGCCUACGCUUGCAUGUUCGCCGUUACCGCGGGCAUUAUGGUCAGUGUGGGUCUGCAGCUAUUUGCCGAGGCGCUGUGUCUCGAUCACAACCGUAACCUGUGCCUCCUCUUUGGGUUCCUCGGCAUGGCGUUGCUUGGUGUAAGCAGCGCCAUCGCGUCUCAAUGAUGACUUUUUCUCGCAUAGGGUUGGAAAAAGGCGGGGGUUUUCGGAGAACCUGGACCGUUUUCUGGACGUUUGUUUUGUCCUUCAUUAGCUCUGAGACUGCGCAUGCGAAGGAGUGGCAUAUACAUUUUCUUUUCCCUUUUUCCUUCUUCACUUUUUUGGCUUUGGCAAUCUUAUGACACGUUCAAGGAAGGGACGGUUCUUGACGAGGGAUAAGGCAAAUAUGGAUAGGCUUUUUAUGAAGCAGGUUCUCCGGCAUAUAGAUAGUGGAGUUUAGGUGCUCGCAUUGUGGACGUGGGUUUUAUCAUGUAGGAAAUGAACUUUUGGGUAGCUCUGACGAAAACGAGCAUACAAAAAAAAUGUAGACCAAGUAGCAACUAAUGAACAUCCUUAGGUUGAUAUAUCAGGG